Molecule: messenger RNA, 1229 nt
Organism: Meloidogyne enterolobii
Lineage: Eukaryota; Metazoa; Nematoda; Chromadorea; Rhabditida; Meloidogynidae
Source: the annotation of a GenBank genome assembly
UUUUCAGUGUUAUUGUUCAGUGUACUUUUCUUUUAUUCUAUUUUCGUUUUUUUUUAUUCUAUAAAUUCUUGUUUUAGCUUUGUUCUUAUCGUAGAUUGUAUUAUUUAUAUCGAAGCACAGUCUGUUAAUUACUGUCUUAUCUCGUCUAUUCUUUUGUUAGUACCUACUAACAAAAGAAUCCUUUUUCAAAAAAGUUGCUGAAAUUUUAUACCCAAUUUGAUUUUAUUCACUACUAACAUUUUCUCGAUCCGAGCUCUGUUUUAUACAAAAAACUAAAAACUUAUCUUUAGGCAAUUUUUAUUUAUUUUGUUUAAUUCACUUCUGAUCUUUUCAUUUUAGUUUUCUCAAUUUUUCGCGAACUGCAACUUUUUGAUUUAAAAUAUUUUAGGAGAAUUUAAAGUUUAAUAUUUCAUUUUUAGACAAUUAAAAUGUUUUCUCUUCCAAUUGAGGUUCAAUUUGAUGUAUUAAAAUGUCUUGAUUUCAACCAAAUAUUCUCUGUUAAACAAACAAAUUUUUACUUGCGCAGUUUAAUUAAUAAAUACGAGGGAGGAUUGGCACGAAAGAAAUUUGGUGAUUUCUCAAUAAUUAGUGAAAGUGACAGGACCUUUUUUGUUGAAUACAUUGAACUUAAAUCUGGGAUUUUUGAAUUUACUUUAGAUGAUCAGAUUGAAGAGAAGUGGAAGACAGCGAUAGACAAAUCAAUUCCGUUGUUUUUACAUGAGUCUGAAUCUGUAAAAAACUUACUUAUUAAAAGUCCUCAUAUGGUGUGCCAAAAAUUUUAUUAUUUAAAAAUGCCAACAAUUCCAAAGAAUAUUGAAGAAAUGAUUUAUGUUCGUUGCUGGUUAGAACAACUAUUUAAAUGUGCUUUCAAAUAUGUUCAUUUUUCUGAAUGUAUAUUCAAUCCAGAAAUGAUCAAUAUUUUAUUCGAUAACGAAAAAACAAUUUCUCUUAAAUUUCAAAUUUUUAAAGCGUUUCUAUGGCCUAGCAAUACAACAUUUGAAAUUCUUUUAAACUUUUCUGUAAAUCAUUUAUCAAUUUCUGAAGCUCUUAAUAUCUUUCUGGAUAAAAUUGACGUUACAGAACAACAUAUUGAUAUUUUAUUUAAAAUUUUAAUAAAUGAAGGAAAUAAACUUCCAAAGAUUUAUUUAAGAUGGUUCAAAUCAACAAAGCUUUAUGAUCUUAUUAUAGAAGUUAGUCGUUUAAAAAAGUGUGGCACAAAACCGGUUUAA